This is a messenger RNA of Drosophila ananassae, 622 nucleotides long. RefSeq names its product protein NATD1. NCBI's taxonomy places the organism in Eukaryota, Metazoa, Arthropoda, Insecta, Diptera, Drosophilidae. The record is from RefSeq and is a predicted model, not a curated record. The transcript has a single exon. The coding region runs from base 103 to 564 and encodes 153 amino acids.
UAUUGGCUCUAUCGAUAUGGACUGUAUCGAUGUGAGCCUAGAGUUUUUACUCAGCUCUAACAAUAUAUAAAUUUAUUAUUCAAAAUUGAACAAAUUGUGGCAAUGAUUUCAAAAUUUGGGACCAGAUACAGGUCCUUGGUUCAAAAUUGUUCGCCUCUGCUUGUUGGAAGAUGUACUUACUAUAAUGUUUGCUCCCAAACACAGAAACCGUUAGAUAAUCGCGAAGGACCUCUCCCACACUUGCUUGGCAGGCCUGUAUUUUUGAAUCAAAAGAGAUAUCUGCCCCUGGAAGUUAUUAUUGUGGUACAUGAACCAAACCGAUUUUAUAUCGAGGUAAACGACAGAGAGGCUGAACUGGCGUAUACAAUCCGUGAUGGAGUAAUGACAAUACACCACACCACCGUUCCCAAGGAGCUUGGAGGCCUAGGACUCGGAAAAACUUUGGCUAAGGCAGCUCUGGACUUUGCGAUGAUGAAUGCCUAUUUUUUGGAUAUACGAUGUGCUUUUGUUUUGGACUAUCUUAACAAGAAUUUGCCCCACUACGCUAGGUACUUAAUACAAUAAGCUCUAUUUUAUGAAAUAGACAUAAUAAAAUGUAUAUAUUCUUUUUAAAACAUUUAAA